This is a messenger RNA of Stegastes partitus (bicolor damselfish), 919 nucleotides long. Its product is annotated as C-type lectin domain family 4 member E-like. The coding region runs from base 12 to 746 and encodes 244 amino acids. Lineage: Eukaryota; Metazoa; Chordata; Actinopteri; Pomacentridae. The record is from RefSeq and is a predicted model, not a curated record. The transcript has 8 exons.
UUGUCACGAAAAUGCUUGCAAAUGACAACUCUACAGCUGUCAUGGACUCUCAGUAUCACCAGUUUGGUUCGCCUGAAAGCGGAUCCGUCCAUGAAAGGCGCACAAUCCCAAUGCCUACAGGUUUGAAGAAGAUAGUGGUUUAUAUCCUUUAUGCCGUCCUGCUGCUGCUCAUGUUGAUUCUGCUGAUGGUAACUGGGGUAAAAUUCUCCCAGUUAAACACGGAAAUCUCGGAUGUCAAACUCCAGCUUAAGAAAAUCAGCCAUCAAGGAACAACUUCAGGUUCAGAUUCAGCAAUAGUGCAAGAGGUCCUUUUAGAGAAACUGUCCCCAAUUAGAGGAACAUGUAGACAAGGAUGGACGUCCUUCGAGAGAAGCUGCUACAUGCUAUCCAGCAACACUUUAACCUGGAGCAAAGCAGAGGAGCACUGCAAGACUGAGUCAGGACACCUGGUGGUUCUGAACAGCGUGGAGGAACUGGACUACAUUUCAAAAAUUGUUGAAAUCAGAUAUAACUACUGGAUUGGACUUGUGGAGCGGGAGCAUGAGGGGCACUGGAGCUGGGUGGAUGGAACCAACUUUGACUCAACCCAAACUUACUGGGAUGAAGGUCAGCCUGACGACUGGGACUACAGAGUGAACGGAGAGGACUGCGGACAGAUUCAUGGCUCCAUCACACGCAAACGCAAGCUGUGGAAUGAUGCGGACUGUAAACUGUCGUACAGGUACAUCUGUGAAUCCAGGUUGUGAGAGACAGUGGACCUCUCACCAACAGGACAGACCCAACACAAUGUGAAAAGAUGUUACUGAUUUGUAAUUGAGUGUGUAUCACAUAAAGACAUGAAACUUGAAUGCUUGUCUGUAAGGAUUUUAUUGGACAAUAAAGCAGUAAAUAUGAAAAAAACAAAAAAACAAAACAAAAA